AUGGACAAACUCACAGACGAUGUACUUCAGACAAUUCUUGAUUGGGUCGAAGACCGAGCAACGCUUCAUACAUUGCUUUCCGUAUCACGGUGCUUCUAUGCCUGUACGGAACCUCGGCUAUACUCUUCCGUCGAGUUCAUAGCCAAACCCCAAACUGCGCUGCGGCCCAGGUUUCACAAGUUUCAACGGCGCAUCGCUUCGAACUCGUACCUCGCCUCGAAAGUAAAGAAAUUUACCAUCGAUCUAGCGGAUUCCAACAAUCCUCCAGAGGAUUUCUCCCUGCAUGACACGCUCCGGUAUCUGGUCGGUCUCAAGGACUUGAGGCUCAAAAUUUGUAUCAAUUCGGAUAUUUCCAUUACGGCUCUGACAAAAGUGCAUUGUCCAUUCUUUCUCACCAAGUUCGUAUGGCAGAAUCCACGGGCGGGUCUCCAGGCGUUGGUGCCAUUCCUUGAAAGCCAGCCGUUUAUUGAACAUCUACACCUGGUGCUGACAACGACUACCAUCAACCUAUCCCCUGAAGCAUUGCCGCGGCUGAAGGAAUUAGUGGUGCCCUCAUCAAUGGCUAUGAACAUUUUACCAGGAAGAAAGGUCACUCACUUGAGUCUAAUGCUCGUGUCGGACAAUUCCUCGUUCGACCACGCUCCGUCCCUCGCCAUGGAAGAGGCUCUCGCACACAUUGAAUUCUUAGGCUGCUUCGCAUCUAAAGCUGAAUAUCUCCUCCCUGGCAUACGCUUGAUGCACAAACUUCGGUGGCUCCAAAUAAUGUUUCCGGCACAGAGCAACGCCGAUAUGCUCGACCUACUUCGAGUUGUAAGAGACCGAGCCACGAAUUUGACCUACAUGCAAUUGUCCGCCUUCUUUAUGGGGUCUCUGAAAGGUCUGACAACGCAAAUCCUCGAGUCGGUACCUCCAGCGUGCCUAGUCGACAUUGGGAGACAGGGAAAUGUCGUAUUUGAUCGAUACUGUGCUGGAAAGCACAUAUCUUCGGUGUCUGAAGACGUGGCACCUACUGAGCGGGAGUGGUGGUGGUCCGAGGCCAAGUUGCGACACGUCUUGACUCCACUUUCCCAUUUACCCGGUCGAUCGUCGGAUGUACCAACGAACAACCAUCGUUGGUCCGAAAUUAUCCCUCCAGAUACAGCUCUCACUUUCGCUGUCAUCUGGGAUCCCGAAGACGGAUUAGUAGUAUUUUCGGGAGCAGAGCUCCUCGGUUCGGCCAACUACUUUCCGGAUUCAAGACCAAUGUCGCCUUCCGAACCUUUAGAUGCUCAGUCGCAAGUAAUCACUCUAAAAACCCUCUCGUCAACGCAUGUCUUGUCCGAGACGCCAAGGACACUAGCGUUCUUCCGUGAUACGCAUCGAUAUCUCUUCGCUGGAAGUCAUAGUCGCCUAUCACUGUCCAAGCGAGCCAGACACGGUGUGCGCACUCAGACGUCAUCCACUGUUGGCGGCGCGGACGUUUAUAUACGCGGAUCCCUGUUGAGCAGGGCUCAUGACGGUUACCCGUGUCUCGACCGCUUCGAGCAAGACUUUGAAGUGGGGCCGUUCAAUACUCCCUCGGUGACAGACAUAGAGAUGCGAUACAACCGCGCUUUCUCAGUGUUUGCAGCUGAGCACCAUUUGAGCUCUCGGUUUUCUAUUACGACUACCUCGACUUCGAGUUAUAUUUCCAGCGCCCCAAAACACCCAUAUUUUCUCGGCCGAUGCUCCCUCAAAGGCGUUCACCGAAUACCAUCUGUAGCGACCUCUGCUCCCGGACUUCACAACGAUUACGGAAAUGUAGACGAACGCCCGAUGAUACACUAG
This is a messenger RNA of Pleurotus ostreatus (oyster mushroom), 1806 nucleotides long. RefSeq lists its product as uncharacterized. The transcript has 6 exons. The record is from RefSeq and is a predicted model, not a curated record. The coding region runs from base 1 to 1806 and encodes 601 amino acids. NCBI's taxonomy places the organism in Eukaryota, Fungi, Basidiomycota, Agaricomycetes, Agaricales, Pleurotaceae.